AUGCCAUCGAAAGUUUUUGGGAACAUAGUAGCUAAACCCUUGAUAUUUCUAGCAGCUUUCGCUCAUUUUAUCGCGCUCAUAGCUCUUCUAGUCACUGCGCUUACGCACCAUUCCGAUGGAGAUGGCCUCGUUUUACGGCAUCUGAUUCAUCAUGGGGCAGGACAGCGAGGACCUAGGGCACGAAGACUCGACCUUUACCCGGACAGAUUUACGUCUAAAAGUCAGGCGGCACGCUUAGGACCAUUUCGUAUCAAGAAAGCGGCCAUACCUAUCAAUAGGCCAGCUUAUCUAUCAGACAACCUUCAGAAGUUUGCAUCCCCGGUCUGGAAUCUGGAGGAUGUAACUGGCCCUGCCGUUGAUGACAAGGAAACCGUCGUCAACUUUGCGCGCAUGUCCGAGGACGCGUAUAAACCAGACCCCUCAGAUAGCGAGUGGAUGGACAUUGGCGACAAAUUCAAUGAUUCUAUCCCAUUUGGCUGGGAGGACAGUGGGAUCAGGGGUCAGGUAUUCUCAGACUCUUCUAAUUCGACUGUGAUACUUGCAAUCAAAGGUACCACGGUAGCUGUCUUCGAGGGCAACGGAACUUCAACACGGGACAAAGAAAAUGAUAAUCUCUUUGGGUCGUGCUGCUGCGGACAGGGAGGCGCUUACCUUUGGCAUCAGGUAUGCGACUGCCAGACGAGUACAUACACAUGCGACAACAGCUGCGUCAAACAGGAAUUGCGCCAACCCAACAAGUACUUCGAGGCGGUGUUGGAGUUGUAUGAUGAGGUCAUCCAACUCUAUCCCACUGCACAGAUAAUGACUGUCGGGCACAGUCUCGGUGGCGUAUUGGCUUCGCUACUGGGUUUACGACAUGGCCUACCUAGUGUUACCUUCGAGGCCUAUCCACAGGCACUGGCUGCCACCCGCCUGGGCUUGCUCGGACCGCAAAGUCCAUCAAGUCGGAAAAAUACUGGUGGCUUCCACUUUGGCCAUUCUGCAGAUCCUAUAUAUAUGGGAACUUGCAACGGAGGCUCGAGCUUUUGCUCGAUUGCCGGGUACGCCUUCGAAACAACCUGUCAUACCGGAAGGAAGUGCAUCUAUGAUGUUGUGAAAGACUGGGGGUGGAGACAGAGUACGAACUACCACCGACUUCGUUACGCUAUUGCAAAUGUCUAUGAGAAAUACGAACAAGCCGCACCUUGUCAGGACGAGGAUGUCAAUUGCGAAGAUUGCUAUCUUUGGAAAUUCGAAAAUGGCACGCAUACGAAGAUACCGAGUACCACAUCUUCAACGGAACAAUCGACGCGGACUCGGACAGAAACCUGCAAAACGCCUGGUUGGUGGGGCUGCCGAGACGAAGCAACCACUUCGGAACCCAGUACUACGGAAUUGAUUACCACCACUACCAGUGUUUGCAAAACACCCGGUUGGUUUGGCUGCAAAGACCAGACUUCCACAACUGAGGCAACCACUACCACCUCUGUAACUACGUCAUGUACUCAUAAAGGCUGGUUCGGGCGUUGUCUUGAUGAAGAAACUACUUCAACAUCUCCCGCACCGAUUCCGGUGGCCCAUCCAAGAAGCGCUCAUGUUGCUAUACAAACUUCUGCUUGA
Messenger RNA from Aaosphaeria arxii CBS 175.79, 1599 nucleotides. RefSeq names its product alpha/beta-hydrolase. Gene Ontology annotation, biological process: macroautophagy; neutral lipid catabolic process; piecemeal microautophagy of the nucleus. Gene Ontology annotation, molecular function: glycerophospholipase activity. The transcript is spliced from 3 exons. The coding region runs from base 1 to 1599 and encodes 532 amino acids. The record is from RefSeq and is a predicted model, not a curated record. Lineage: Eukaryota; Fungi; Ascomycota; Dothideomycetes; Pleosporales.